This is a messenger RNA of Athene cunicularia (burrowing owl), 1251 nucleotides long. RefSeq names its product sushi domain containing 3 (gene SUSD3). NCBI's taxonomy places the organism in Eukaryota, Metazoa, Chordata, Aves, Strigiformes, Strigidae. Gene Ontology annotation, cellular component: plasma membrane. The transcript has 5 exons. The record is from RefSeq and is a predicted model, not a curated record. The coding region runs from base 333 to 1064 and encodes 243 amino acids.
GGUUUAGAUAAUGUUGGUAUAUACUUAUGUGAUGUAUUUGAUUUUUAGUCUCUAUGUUUCUCUAUGGAAGGAGCACAGGAAAUGUUUAAUGGGCAGGCACGCCUAGAUUGCUCUCUCAAUUUUGCUCUCUUAGCAGCAAAACAUAAAUCCAUAGCUUGCUGACAAUGAAACCAUAUGGUAAGUCUUUCUCACAAUUCGGUUUUGCAAUAUAGAUAAUCCUGGCUGUGCAUGAGAAGAGAUAUUUUGGAUUAUUUUGUCUUAAUUCUUGCAUUAUUCUUUAUUUUUCAGUGUCUGGAAAUUACAUAUGUACCUAAGCCCAGAGGUUUGGGUGAAUGAAGAAUUUAUGGAGGCAGUGCAGCCGCAUCUUCCCUCCCCGGCUUGGCACGCUGCAGGUCAUUCACGGCAAUGGCACAGCCGUGGGGACAGUGAUAACGUUCCAGUGCUCUGCCGAGCACCAGUUGGAGGGACCAGGCGUCAUCACCUGCAUUUGGAAAGGGAACAGUACCCAGUGGACAGCCGGAGUGCCCUUCUGCAAGCCCAUAUCAAAAUAUGAGACCUUUGGAUUUAAGGUUGCAGUGAUUGCCUCCAUUGUGAGCUGUGCCGUCAUCCUGCUGAUGUCCAUGGCUUUUUUAACUUGUUGUCUUCUCAAGUGUGUGAAGAAAAGUGAAAGGAGGAGGACUCAAAGAGAUAUGCAGCUUUGGUACCAGCUCAGAACUGAAGAACUAGAGCACAUGCAAGCUGCUUACUUUGGUUUUAAGGGAAGAAACAACAACAACAAUAAGAAACUCAGGAAUAAAUCCGUAUUUGAUGAUGUGACUAACAUGGCAUAUGAUAACCAAGGCUUCUACAGGUUUCAGGAGGAGUGGACACGGGACAUCAUAGCUCCUGGGUGUUGCAAAGACAACAAUCAUUUGCCUAAGCUAACCAAGAGUAGUAAUGCAGCCGUGAAACAAGCUGUGCCAGGACACAAUGCUGCGGUACAGACAGUGAAUUCAAUACAUGUUGUUGAAGUCUAUGGACAUAAGGAUAGUUACAACAAACCCAGCUGUCAGUUACCUGGAUAGCUGGUGUCUGAAAUACAACUGCUCUUCUGGACCAAAAUGAAAUUUGGAUAGAAACAUGUGCCUUAAAGACAACAUAGAAAGUUAAUUAUUCAUAUGAAUUUGGAAGUUUUCUAUGUUCCAAGAUGGUUAUUUAAUAGAAAUGCUUCAAGGUCUGAUACAAAUAAAAACAUGAAUGUUGAGGCUGGCA